Molecule: messenger RNA, 1656 nt
Organism: Durio zibethinus
Lineage: Eukaryota; Viridiplantae; Streptophyta; Magnoliopsida; Malvales; Malvaceae
Product: transcription factor bHLH81-like
Biological process (GO): regulation of transcription by RNA polymerase II
Cellular component (GO): nucleus
Molecular function (GO): protein dimerization activity; RNA polymerase II cis-regulatory region sequence-specific DNA binding; DNA-binding transcription factor activity, RNA polymerase II-specific
Source: RefSeq, a predicted model, not a curated record
AGCAGCUGAGAAAAAAAUUAAAAAAAAGGAGAAAGGUUUCCAUUUUUUUUCUCCAUUGAAGCUGAAGAGGUUCAAAAACACCAAUAAGAGAAAAAGCUAGCCCCUGUAACUGAACCAGAAGCAGAUGCAACCUUCGUCUGGUGGCAGCAGCAGCUCUAGUGGUGGUGGUGAAGUGAGUCGAGGUGGACUCGCCCGCUUCCGCUCAGCUCCAGCCACCUGGUUAGAAGUCCUUCUUGAGGAAGAAGAAGAGGACCCUUUAAAGCCUAACCAGUGCUUGACUCAGCUACUCACUGCCAAUUCGACAAUACCCACCACUCGAAAUUCAGUGCCUUUUCCUAACUCAGCGGAUCCAGCUGGGAUGUUUGAACCUACUGGUUUUCUCAGGCAAACCAGUUCUCCAGCUGAUUUCCUUGGAAACAAUUCUGCUUCUGCUUCUGCCUCUGAUGCUUACUUCACUAACUUUGGAGUUCCAGCAAAUUAUGACUAUUUAUCGCCACCUAUCGAUGUUUCUUCCUCCACUAAGCAGGCUAGAGAACUCGAUACGCAGUACCCACCAACAAAGUUUCAGUCUCAGUUGAAAGGGGAGCAGAGUGGUCAAAUUUCUAGUGGAAUAUCUAAUUUGAUAGAUGUGGAUAUGGAGAAACUUUUGGAGGAUUCGGUACCUUGCAGGGUGCGUGCCAAGCGUGGCUGUGCUACUCAUCCUCGAAGCAUUGCAGAAAGGGUUCGAAGAACACGGAUUAGUGACCGCAUCAGAAAGCUUCAGGAGCUUGUACCCAACAUGGAUAAGCAAACAAACACAGCAGACAUGCUAGAAGAGGCAGUAGAAUACGUAAAAUAUCUUCAAAAGCAGAUUCAGAUUUCAGAUAUUUGUUGUUGCUUCUUAAGGGCAAAGGAGCAUGGUAUCAGGAAUCUUUCAGCCUUGUACCUUCGCAAAAAUCUGGACUUCAAAGGUCACAGGAGAGUUGGAACAAUACUUGUUUGGUUGCUCAGUCUGUUGAAUAUAUGACUGAGCAAGGCCCAGUUGUGGUUGUAAUUGAUAAAUUAGGAAUGAGAUAGUUUAUUGUAUAAUUAUGAGAACUAAGAGCUUUAGUUUUUCUGCUAGAAUACAUGUCCAGAUAACCUGUUUUAGCUUAAACUGAUUAGUUGAUUAAAGACUACAUUUGCUAUGAUUUUUAUGUUAUAAAACAAUGAUAUUUGUGGAAUUGCAGUUUAAUUUAGGGUCUGAAGAACAUUGUAUGUUAAACUAAUGUAUGAUUUUAAGUCUAGUUCUCUGAAUUCAGAGGAAUUUGUGCUUUAGGUGUCAUGUAUACUUCCUGAGAUUGCAGUGCAACUGAAUUACAUAGGGAAGAAUGUAAAAAUUGUAGGUCUCAGCUAUGAUGGUAGAGAAUUUACUAAAAAUGUUAUGAGCAAUAUAGUUAAUUGAUUUUUGUAGUCUUCCUUUGUCAUUGUAUUUCUAAACUCUGAAUUGUUUGCUGAAAUUGUAGAGAAACUUUGUAUAAUCCAAAUGUUAUGUAAUGGUAUAUAUCAUCAUAAAUCUUACUUUUCUUGAGGAUUGUAUAUUGGUGUGUUAAGUUGAAUUCUAGAGGAGCUUUCGUUCCUUGCUGUGUUUUCUCUCCAAAGAUCAUUGCUAUUGAUUCCAAUGAAAGCUUAGAUCUU